This is a messenger RNA of Nannospalax galili (Upper Galilee mountains blind mole rat), 2002 nucleotides long. It is a transcript of the gene Max, whose product is annotated as MYC associated factor X. Gene Ontology annotation, cellular component: RNA polymerase II transcription regulator complex. The record is from RefSeq and is a predicted model, not a curated record. The transcript has 5 exons. The coding region runs from base 227 to 709 and encodes 160 amino acids. NCBI's taxonomy places the organism in Eukaryota, Metazoa, Chordata, Mammalia, Rodentia, Spalacidae. Gene Ontology annotation, molecular function: protein dimerization activity; DNA-binding transcription factor activity. Gene Ontology annotation, biological process: positive regulation of transcription by RNA polymerase II.
GGGGGGCCGACCGGGCGUGCGUGCCGCCGUUGAUCCGGUGCUGCAGUGAGGAGGUGGUUGUCGCCCGUGUUGUGUGUGUGUGUGUGUGUGUGUGAGUGAGAGAGCGAGUGAGUGAGUGAGUGUGUGCGUGGGGGCACUCGGCUAGUUGUUGUCGGUGACUCCCCCUCCCCUCCACCCUUCCCCUCCCCUGCCGCCGCUGCAGUGGCCGCUCCCUGGGCCGUAGGAAAUGAGCGAUAACGAUGACAUCGAGGUGGAGAGCGACGAAGAGCAACCGAGGUUUCAAUCUGCGGCUGACAAACGGGCUCAUCAUAAUGCACUGGAACGAAAACGUAGGGACCACAUCAAAGACAGCUUUCACAGUUUGCGGGACUCAGUCCCAUCACUCCAAGGAGAGAAGGCAUCCCGGGCCCAAAUCUUAGACAAAGCCACAGAGUAUAUCCAGUAUAUGCGAAGGAAAAACCACACGCACCAGCAAGAUAUUGAUGACCUCAAGCGACAGAACGCUCUUCUGGAGCAACAAGUCCGUGCACUGGAGAAGGCGAGGUCAAGUGCCCAACUGCAGACCAACUACCCCUCCUCAGACAACAGCCUCUACACCAACGCCAAGGGCGGCACCAUCUCUGCCUUCGAUGGGGGCUCAGACUCCAGCUCGGAGUCAGAGCCUGAAGAGCCCCAGAGCAGGAAGAAACUCCGGAUGGAGGCCAGCUAAGCCUUGUGGGGCAGGCCAGCAAUAAAAACUGUCGUCUCCGUCAUCGUCGUCUUAUCCUCCUCUCAGUUCAUCGUUAGAACCCUCAAAACCAUUUAAAAGACUAUUUUUCUUUUUUUAAAUUGUUAUUUUUACGUAGAAGCUCUUGGACAACAGCUCUUCCCCAGGUCCACUUUUUUUUUUUUUUUUUUUUAAAUAAUGUAUUCCCUUCAGGGAGUCCUUGUCCCCACCAGGAAUUUUUAAACCAAAACACCCCAACUUGGCAGCUUUUUCUGUGGAGGACAGACGGCCAGCCGGACCUCUGAGUACAUGGUGUCCUGCCCACCCCACCAGCUCCUUCAGCCCAAGGAGCAUGUGCCUGGAGGACGCCUGCCUUUGGAGCCUCUCCUCCUGGUCUCCCCUCACCUCUCUUUGAUGGACUUUGUGAAUCUCUGAACUGCUCUACUUUUGACAAGAUGAUCAGAUUGAAGUAAUCAGAAUUACCCCCUCACCUUUGUAAGGAUAUUUUUUUAAAAGCUAUUGUUCCUGUUGAAAGACCAGGUCCUUGAAGAUGUCUGUGAUGUAAAAGGAAAGUGGGGACAGAUUUGCAGAGUCCUUGGCAUGUUUCACUCCCUCCUCUCAUCAGCUGUUGAAGCCUUGGAGCCAGCCCUACAGAGAGGGGCAUGGGACACUGGUGGUAUGUAUAGGAGCCGGCAGCAGUGAGACAGCCACCCUGGAUUGGGAUAGUGGUUGUUUGUGGGUGGGAUGGGGAGGGAGCCUUGGGUGGGUUGAGGUUUUGUAUUGAGGGCCAGUGAUGUUUUGAUAUUUAUUUCCUGCUACUGAAAUACGAUUCUGAGUGAAUUGCCCCAUUUCUGAUUAUGUCAAUGUUGUCAAGCGACAGAUUCAUAAAGUAAUGAUCAAAAUCUUCCUUUCUUUCUGUGUGUAUUUCUAAGAAACAGAGCCAACUGAUUUUGUAUGUAAAUACCAAGAGCGACUUACCUGGUACUAAACACACCCCAGUGCAGCCCCUUCCCUGCCCACUUUCUUCUUCCUGUCCCUGCUGUGUGAUCCAGCCCUGGUUCUGGCUGUGGUCAACAGAUCCCAGCGAAGGGUUUCAUGUCUUUAGCCCUCUUUUUUUUUUUUCCUACUCUGUUCCCCAGCAUUUGCUGAUUUCUAGUGUAUACUCUGUAGUCUCAGUCUGUGUUUGAUUCCAUUCCAUGGAAAUAAAAAGUAUGUUGUACAUACUGCCCAAGAACUGUCUUGCAAGUUAAGGCUUCCCCCUUUACUAUAAGAAUAUAAAUAAAAACUUAUUUUAUC